Tupaia belangeri chinensis (Chinese tree shrew) is the source of this 526-nucleotide messenger RNA. RefSeq names its product double-headed protease inhibitor, submandibular gland-like. The record is from RefSeq and is a predicted model, not a curated record. The transcript is spliced from 6 exons. NCBI's taxonomy places the organism in Eukaryota, Metazoa, Chordata, Mammalia, Scandentia, Tupaiidae. The coding region runs from base 40 to 459 and encodes 139 amino acids. Gene Ontology annotation, molecular function: protein binding; serine-type endopeptidase inhibitor activity.
CAUCAAGCAGCUAUCUCCAUUGUCUUCACUCACAUCACCAUGAAGGGCAUUACUGCUUUUGCCAUCCUUUCUCUGGCAGCCACCACAUGGGCCACUUCUCCACCUGCAAAAGGGGUAGCGGUGGACUGUUCCACAUAUAGCCAGAUAGGCUCAAAGAGUGCAAUGCCAUGUCCAAGGCACUUUAAACCAUUAUGUGGUUCAGAUGAGAAAACUUACAACAAUGAGUGCCUGUUAUGCGCGCAAAGCAGAAACAUAGGAGUUCCACUCAGAAAACUUCAUGAUGGCCAAUGUGUUCAAUGUGAUGGAUAUUCUGAAGUGUGUACUAUGGAGUACAUGGCUCACUGUGGAUCUGAUGGAAAAACAUAUAGCAACAAAUGCCUGUUUUGCAAUGCUGCUGUGAAAAGUCGUGGUGCAGUUUAUUUGGCAAAUUAUGGACAAUGCCAGCUCUCUAAAGCUUAAGGGCACCAACUACCCUUCGGCAGAUUCCACUUAAGAACCACCUUCUCUAGGAUUGCAGAGGAGGCAA